Molecule: messenger RNA, 3301 nt
Organism: Oreochromis niloticus (Nile tilapia)
Lineage: Eukaryota; Metazoa; Chordata; Actinopteri; Cichliformes; Cichlidae
Gene: gria2b
Product: glutamate receptor, ionotropic, AMPA 2b
Biological process (GO): monoatomic ion transport
Cellular component (GO): membrane
Molecular function (GO): ligand-gated monoatomic ion channel activity; signaling receptor activity
Source: RefSeq, marked provisional
GAGGUAUCAGCUGGCGGCAGGAGGAGAGCGACGAGGAGGAGCGGAAGAAGAGACGGCAAACCUACGUUGCAGGCGACCAUUCCUUCACUGCUGGUGUCCUUUCACUGCUAGCCACCUGCAGAAAACGGUCCUUUCCUAUUUUUUUUCUCCCCACGACUGAAGGUGUCCAAUAUGUCUGGGAUCUAAUAUCUCCGGAGAAACAGAGGAAUAUCAGAAUACCUUAGUGGAUGUGGACAACUAAACUGUCGACAUGGAAAAGAUAGUGAAUUUAUUCGUUUCACUUCUCCUGGUUUUAUGGGGAUGCGCGCUUGGAGGCUCGCCCAGUGUUCAGAUUGGGGGACUUUUCCAAGGGGCGCGGAUCAAGAAUACAGCGCGUUUCGGAUAGGAAUGGUUCAGUUUGGCACCUCGGAAUUCAGACUGACGCCUCACAUUGACAAUUUGGAAGUGGCAAACAGUUUCGCUGUUACCAAUUGUUUCUGUUCACAGUUCUCUAGAGGAGUGUAUGCCAUUUUUGGAUUCUAUGACAAGAAGUCUGUAAACACCAUCACCUCGUUUUGUGGGACGCUACAUGUCUCCUUCAUAACACCCAGCUUCCCUCUGGAUGGAAGUCAUCAGUUCAUUAUCCAGAUGCGACCAGAUAUCAAGGGCCCCCUCCUCAGCCUUAUUGAGUACUACAAGUGGGACAAGUUUGCCUAUCUCUACGACAGUGAUCGAGGCCUGACAACACUGCAAAUUGUUCUGGACACUGCAGCAGAGAAAAAGUGGCAGGUAACUGCCAUCAAUGUGGGAAACCUUAAAGAUGAGAGAAAGGAUGAGGCCUACCGCUCACUGUUCCAAGAUCUGGAGAACAAAAAAGAGAGGAGGGUGAUACUGGACUGUGAACAGGAUAAAGUGAAGGACAUUAUGGAACAGGUCAUCACAAUUGGCAGACAUGUUAAAGGCUACCACUACAUUAUAGCCAAUCUGGGUUUCAUUGAUGGAGACCUGUCCAAAAUUCAGUAUGGUGGAGCAAAUGUUUCAGGCUUUCAGAUUGUUGAUUUUGAUGACCCCUUGGUUUCCAAAUUUGAUCAGCGAUGGGAGGCACUAGAAGAAAAAGAAUAUCCUGGAGCUGACAGCAAAAUAAGGUAUACAUCUGCGCUGACCUAUGACGCCGUUCAGGUGAUGACAGAAGCUUUCCGAUACCUUCAUAAACAACGCAUUGAUUUUACCAGGAGGGCCAACACUGGUGACUGCUUGGCUAAUCCUGCUGUGCCGUGGGCUCAGGGUGUGGAGAUUGAGCGAGCACUGAAACAGGUUCGAGUGGAAGGCCUGACAGGAAACAUCCAGUUUGACCAGCAUGGCAAGAGAGUCAAUUACUCAGUGAAUAUAAUGGAAUUAAAGAGUAAUGGUCCUGUAAAAAUUGGAUACUGGAAUGAAAUGGAUAAAAUGGCUGUCACCAAAUCAGAUGUCUUUACAAAUGACACAACAGGAAUGGAAAACAAAACCGUUAUUGUGACCACCAUUUUGGAAGCUCCGUAUGUAAUGCUGAAAAAGAACGCUGACCUUUUUGUAGACAAUGAGCGCUACGAGGGUUACUGUGUAGAUCUUGCUGCUGAGAUAGCGAAGCACUGUGGCUUCAAAUAUCAACUGAAAAUAGUGGGGGAUGGAAAAUAUGGAGCAAGAGAUGCAGAGACCAAAAUCUGGAAUGGGAUGGUUGGAGAGUUGGUAUAUGGGAAAGCAGACAUCGCAGUGGCUCCUCUGACCAUCACAUUGGUGCGAGAGGAAGUGAUUGACUUCUCCAAACCUUUCAUGUCACUGGGCAUUUCCAUCAUGAUCAAGAAGCCUCAGAAGUCCAAGCCUGGAGUUUUCUCAUUCUUGGAUCCAUUGGCUUAUGAGAUUUGGAUGUGUAUAGUUUUUGCUUACAUUGGUGUCAGCGUGGUGCUGUUCCUCGUCAGCCGCUUCAGCCCCUAUGAGUGGCACACUGAGGAGUAUGAAGACGGGCAGAUCCAGACCAAUGAGUCUACUAAUGAGUUUGGCAUAUUCAACAGCCUGUGGUUCUCCCUUGGAGCCUUUAUGCGACAAGGCUGUGACAUCUCUCCUAGAUCUCUGUCUGGACGCAUCGUUGGUGGCGUGUGGUGGUUUUUCACCUUAAUCAUCAUUUCUUCCUACACUGCUAACCUGGCUGCUUUUCUGACGGUUGAAAGAAUGGUUUCUCCCAUUGAAAGUGCCGAGGACCUGGCUAAACAGACUGAGAUAGCUUAUGGGACUCUGGACUCUGGCUCCACAAAAGAGUUUUUUAGGCGCUCAAAGAUUGCCCUUUUUGACAAAAUGUGGACAUACAUGCGUGGUGCAGAGCCCUCUGUGUUUGUGAAAACCACAGCAGAGGGGGUUCAGAGGGUCCGCAAGUCCAAGGGGAAGUAUGCCUAUCUUCUAGAGUCCACCAUGAAUGAGUACAUCGAGCAGCGAAAACCCUGCGACACCAUGAAGGUGGGAGGAAACCUAGACUCCAAGGGCUACGGAAUCGCCACACCGAAAGGAUCCUCAUUAAGAAAUGCGGUUAACCUCGCAGUACUAAAACUGAAUGAGCAAGGCCUGUUGGACAAAUUGAAAAACAAAUGGUGGUACGACAAAGGAGAGUGCGGCAGCGGGGGAGGUGAUUCCAAGGAGAAGACGAGCGCCCUCAGCCUGAGCAACGUGGCUGGGGUCUUCUACAUUCUGGUCGGAGGACUCGGUUUGGCCAUGCUGGUGGCCUUGAUUGAGUUCUGUUACAAGUCCAGAGCCGAGGCGAAACGAAUGAAGGUGGCAAAGAAUGCACAGAAUAUUAACCCAACUUCCUCGCAGAAUUCACAGAAUUUUGCAACUUAUAAGGAAGGUUACAACGUAUAUGGGAUCGAAAGUGUAAAAAUUUAGGGGAUGACCUUUGGGGAUGCCAUGAGGAAUAAAGCAAGACUUUCCGUCACAGGGAGUACUGGGGAGAAUGGUCGGGUGAUGACUCCAGAGUUUCCUAAAGCUGUCCACGCCGUCCCUUAUGUGAGACCUGACAUGGGACUGAACGUCAGCCUGACAGAUCUGUCCUGAUCAAUGCGAAACUUCUGAGUGCCUUACAAUGGUUUCAAUAGAGCGUUUUAUUUUUUUCUUUGUUUUUCUUUUUUUCCUUUUUGUCCUCGCCUCCUUUUGUUUCGGUUCUUUUCUUUUUGUCUGUGUGGUGAAAAAAGGAAAGAUAAGAGAUGGAGACUUCAUUUUGCCAAUCACAAAGACUUGUAUUGUUGCUCUCUGUCUCUAUUUCUCACCUUAUAAAACGCCUACCUUUGUGGCUGGAAUU